This is a messenger RNA of Hydractinia symbiolongicarpus, 2709 nucleotides long. RefSeq lists its product as uncharacterized. Bases 1 to 2709 code for a protein of 902 amino acids. The transcript has 2 exons. Gene Ontology annotation, biological process: DNA integration. NCBI's taxonomy places the organism in Eukaryota, Metazoa, Cnidaria, Hydrozoa, Anthoathecata, Hydractiniidae. The record is from RefSeq and is a predicted model, not a curated record. Gene Ontology annotation, molecular function: nucleic acid binding.
AUGGCUGACAUUGAAAAAAUGUUUCAUCAGGUCAAAGUAUCAAGGAUAGAACAAGAUUCUCUUCGUUUCGUUUGGGGAGAAGACACUAGCGACAACAUUGAUGACUGCCAUGCAAGUACAUUUAUUUGUAUCGACCACGAUCGCGAAAUCGUAGACGCUAUCACGAAAAAGUUUUACAUGGAUGAUUAUCUGGACUCCAUGAAAACAGUAGACGAAGCCGUAUCGAUUGCAAAAACCGUGACAGAAGCCUUGAAAAGUUGUGGCUUUCGUUUAACAAAAUGGCUUUCAAAUUCUUGUGAAAUUCUUAAGUGUUUUCCAAAUACCGAAACCGUAAUCAACGUCAAUCUAGACCUAAACAAAUUACCGACUGAAAGAGUACUUGGUAUGUUAUGGAAUCCGAAUACUGACUAUUUCACAUUCAAAGCUGUCAACAAGCCAUCACCUGAAACUAAAAGAGGUAUAUUAAGUUUAACAAGUUCAAUAUUUGACCCACUUGGCAUCUUAACACCAUUCAUUUUAGAAGGAAAACUUAUCAUCCAAUCAUUGUGGAAAUCCAAAAUAGACUGGGAUGAAGAAAUACCAACCGAAUUAAAAACAAGGUGGUUGAGCUGGAGAAGUGAACUGGAGAAACUAACAUCAAUCAGCAUUCCUCGAUGGCUCAAACUACAAUCCAAUAAUCAGUUGAUUCAAUAUCAAUCAUAUGGUGCUGUCGCAUAUCUACGUAUUCAAGAUACGCAUACCGUCAAUGUAACAUUCGUGAUGGGAAAAUCCAGAGUCGCCCCGUUGAAUCCGAAAUCUCUCACAAUACCAAAAUUAGAAUUACAAGCUGCUGUCUUGGCUACAAGAAUGAGAGAAUCAAUAGUGAGUAGUCUUUCCAUGGACCUCGGUACCAAAUUUUGGACAGAUUCACAAAUAGUUUUGAAAUAUAUCUCGAAUGAAAACCGAAAAUCUCCAGUAUUCGUUAUGAAUCGCAUCAAUGAAAUUCGUACUACGACUGACGUCAAUUCGUGGCGUUUUGUGCCAGGAACUCUAAACCCAGCAGACAAUGCUACAAGAUAUGUACCACUAUCAUCGACCGAGAAUUCCAGAUGGUUAACCGGUCCAUCGUUUUUAAUCGAAGAAGAAUGCAAUUGGCCAGACCAAAACCAAAAUGUCAUUCAAAGUGAAGAAGACGCAGAUAUUACCAACUUUCAGUCAACUAGUAAUGCAAUACCAGAGAAAACAUCCUUUAUCAAAUGGGAAAAUUAUUCCGAUUGGCAAAAACUCUGUCGCCACAUUGCGUGGAUUAUCAAAUUAAAACGAAAUUGGUUGUUAUUAAAAAGGGGAAGAUCUGAACCUGAAAAAUUUGAUUACCUGACCGUUGAUGAAAUUGAAGCAACAAAGUUACAGUUGUAUAGCAUCUCACAACAAGAAUCCUACCCAUCAGAAUUCGAAAACCUACAAUCACACAAGGAACUACCAAAAAGAUCACCACUUGUAGCUUUGAGACCAAUGAUGCAGAACAAUUUGAUUCGUGUUGGAGGAAGAAUUGGUUUAAUCGAUAUACCAUUUGAGUCGAAGCACCAAGUGAUAAUCUCGCCGAAACACCACAUUGCACGACUCAUAAUUCAACACAUUCAUCAUACAAACUUCCAUGUUGGACAAAACGCCACACUAGCACUAUCAAGACAAAAUAUUUGGAUUCCGACUGGAAAAUCCUAUGUGAAGAAUUUGAUAAAUGCAUGUACAUACUGUAAAUCAAAGAAAGUCAAGCCAAUAUCACCACUUAUGGGAGAUCUACCAAUCGAUCGUCUUGCUGUAGGUGAACCACCAUUUAAUCGAUCUGGAGUAGAUUACUUUGGUCCAAUGAUUGUCAAGAGAAGUAAGAGGACAACAGCUUCAUCUGGAACCGUGAAAAGCUAUGGAGCAUUGUCACGUGCCGUUCACAUUGAGCUAGCUGGAGAUUUAUCGACAGAUAGUUUCAUUCUUGCACUUCGACGUUUUAUCUCAAGAAGAGGAAACCCCAAAACAAUCACCAGCGACAACGAAACCAACUUCGUCGGCGCAGAUCGUGAACUAAGAGAGCUGGUAACGAAUCUGAAUGAGACAAAACUUCGAAAAGAGUUAACAAAGAAUAGUAUCGAAUGGAAGUUCAACCCACCAUUUUCACCAUGGAUGAAUGGAGCGAUGGAAUCUAUGGUGAAAAUCACUAAACGAGCGUUGAAAGUGAUAGUUCGUGAUAGCGUUUUCACCGAAGAAGAGUUACGUACAUUCUUGACUGAAGUAGAAGCAACCAUCAAUAGCCGACCGUUGACUUCUAUCAGCAGUGACGCAGAUGACUACCAAGCACUAACGCCAAAUCAUUUUCUCAUUGGAAGAGCGUCGCAAAAUAUACCUGUAGAUUCUGUAUUUACAGACCUCGACGAUCGUAAAAGAUGGAGAGCCGUACAGGCUGCUUCAAAUAUGUUUUGGAAUAGAUGGAGAAAGGAAUACCUGCCUUCUUUGACAACACGUGCUAAAUGGAAUACAAACGACGACCAAAUUAAGGAAGGAGAUCUCGUGAUAGUUAGAGACCAGAACGUCUUGAAAAAUCAUUGGCCGCUGGGACGCAUUGCGAAAAUCUUUUCUGGCAGCGAUGGCAUCAACAGGGUUGCAGAAGUGAAAACUGCUGAUGAAAAUUACAUUCGUCCCAUCCGAUCACUUGCGUUACUGGAACGCAGUGCUAAAUGA